CCACGUGUAUCUCUUCCAAAUUAACACCCUCUUCAUUUCUUCAGAACUCAAUGAGUCUCGUUGCACUCUUUUCCUCUCUUCUAUCAUGUGUACUAUCACUUAGAAAUCCUCGCAGUUUCUGGAAAUAUCAUUCCAUUAGGUACCUUAAUUUAUUUAUUUUCCUUAUUUUCUUUCAAUUUCAGUUCAGGUUGUUAUGAUUAUGUUUUCCGAAAAAAUUGAAAUGCAAAGAAAAUUUGAACUUAUCUUGUUUAGACAUCAAUUUGAGUUUGAUUUUGCCAGUUUCAAAAAAAAAAAAAUUGAGUUUGAUUUCCAAGAACGACUUAUUUUUGUAAUAUUGCAGAAUUUUAAUUUUUUUGGGAUUUUUUUUCGUAUAUAUUGUUCCGUUUCAAACUCGUUUCUCAUAGAAAGUAAAAGGAGACAGAUCUCAUUAUUUAAAAUUGUUAAUGUGUUACUGCUAUAAUAUUCUAUCACCCCAAUAUCACAUAGACAUAGAGGAAGUCCAAAUACAUGCCUGGCAUAUAUUUGCAAAAACAUGUCAACCCCAAAUAAAAAGAUAAAUGUAAUUGUGAAAUAAUUUUGGGGGGAAAUGUAAAACGGAAUAGUAAAAUUGUAUAACGGGUGAUGAUUUGGCAUUAUUGAGUUGGCAAUCAUUUAACCCCUAUCCCUUAGUUCUUCUUUCUUACUGAGUGUUGGGUUCCAAAUCUUCCUCCACCAUUUUCGAACACCACCAAAUCUUCGAACUCCAAUUUCUAACACCACCAUAUUCAUCCAAAAAAAAAAAAUUCAAACUCAUUUUUAUCUUCUUGUUCUCCUCUUCUUCUUCAUCCACGUUUGUUGAGAUAUUAUUUUGGGGUUAGUUUAGUUGCUCCAUAAUGUUAAUUUCGGAAAUGGAGGGCAGUGGGGCUGAAAUUGGUGACGAAAAUGGUGAAGGUAGUCGCGAGGUUGAAGGAGAAGAGGAAGAAGAAGACUUCAUAUGGAAGUACGAACCACAAUCCUCCUCCGACGAAGAGGAAUUUGUACAAAGUGUUGGUGGUAUACAAAUGUUGGAUGGUUCCUUUAGGUACUAUGCCCGGCCUGUUUCAGCUUCCGGAUGUGUAUAUCAACAACAACGAGCAUAUGUUGGCGAUGGAUAUAUUGAUGGCUACAUAGACCCGUCUGGGGGCCAUGUCACGUUUGCAUCUCCUCAAAUGGGGCAUCCUCAAAUGGGGUAUGCUCCUCAAAUGGGCCAUCCUUGUCAAAUGGGCCAUCCUACUCAAAUAGUCCAUCCCUCUGAAAUGGGCCAUCCUACUCAAAUAGGCCAUCCUUCUGAAAUGGGCCAUCCUACUCAAAUAGUCCAUCCUUCUGAAAUGGUCCAUCCUACUCAAAUGGGCCAUCCGAUCCCUGUUAUGAACUCGUACCAUCAUGGGUCGUCAUCUUGUCAUCAAGGGUGUUCUUCUGUAGGUCAGUUUCGUCCACUAAACAACAUCAACAACAACACUGCUAUUGUUUAUAAUAACCAUUUUCCUUCGUUUACGCAAAAUGGUAGUGUUUCUAUGCAACCUGUUUCAGGCAACGAUGGUGGUUCAACGGCAACGAUGGUGGUUCCUAGAUUUAUACAAAAUAUCUUGUUGGGAGGAAAUGGCGAAGGUUAAGACUUGUAAAUUAUUCGAUUGGAAUAGUAGUUGUCUUUGUGAUUUACUUUUCCUUUGGUUUGUUUGUUUGUGGAGUGAAAAUAGUUCAAACUAGUACUGGACUGUAAACAUUUGAUUUGGUAACAUUUUUGCAUUAUCCUAGUGCAUAGGCCCAUAUUCAAAAUAGGCCCAUAUUCAA
Spinacia oleracea (spinach) is the source of this 1809-nucleotide messenger RNA. RefSeq lists its product as uncharacterized. The transcript has 2 exons. The record is from RefSeq and is a predicted model, not a curated record. The coding region runs from base 873 to 1631 and encodes 252 amino acids. NCBI's taxonomy places the organism in Eukaryota, Viridiplantae, Streptophyta, Magnoliopsida, Caryophyllales, Amaranthaceae.